Molecule: messenger RNA, 3390 nt
Organism: Caenorhabditis sp. 36 PRJEB53466
Lineage: Eukaryota; Metazoa; Nematoda; Chromadorea; Rhabditida; Rhabditidae
Source: the annotation of a GenBank genome assembly
AUGCUGAGGAACAGUCGACAGAUCGCCAAUUCGUUGUGGCCGUCAAGAAUUUCAAACGAGGAAUACGCAACGAGAAGAACGAAUCUGCUGAAAAUUCUGAAGAAAGAAGUGAAAACGGGAGGUUGGACACUGAUCGAAUUCUGAAGAGAAAUUGAGAAUAUUGUAGAGAAACACGUGGUGGUCGUGAUGAAAGGAGCGAGAAAAUCCUUUAUUGCUCCGGAUGUGCCGCACGCAUUCCGACAGAAAAGCCAUUUCAGGUGAGCCACGAGCCCCUUCCGUUCCCAGUCAACUCUCGAUUGUUCAGGUAUCUGAGUGGAGUCACUUCGCCCGAUUGCUACUACAUCGUACACUCAGGGACCACGUCGAACAAUGAAAAUUCAAUUCUUCUCGCUGACCGGCGAUCCGCGUACGAGGAGCUUUGGGAGGGAAAACUGCCGAGCGAGGAAGAGUGGGAACAAACCGCCCGAUUCAGCGAACUCGAGCCCACGAACCGAUUGAUGCAGACGCUGGAGAAGCUGUGCGACAAAGGGACCGCCGUGUUCUUCGACCCGAAAUCGGACGAUGUUCUGAAUAAGUUUCUGCAGAUGAAGGCUUCUUCCGUGAGGGAUCUCAAUCCGUUCGUUAGUGCCGUUCCCACUGCUAUUUCUUGGUUUUUAAUACCUGUUUAGAUAGAGCGAUUGCGAGUGAUCAAAUCGGAAAACGAAAUGGACUCUAUGCGUGACGUGUGCACUCUCGGAGCACAAACGAUGUCAGCGAUGAUAUCGGGAGCGAAGAAUCUGCACAACGAAAAUGCGAUUUGUGGGCUCUUGGAGUUCGAAGGAAGGCGGAGAGGGUCGGAAAUGCAGGCGUAUCCGCCUGUGAUUGCCGGCGGUGCCCGCGCGAACACCAUCCAUUAUUUGAAUGCGAACUGCGAUUUGCACCCGAGCCAAUGUGUUCUGGUCGACGCCGGAUGCGAUUUGAACGGCUACGUUUCCGAUGUCACACGAUGCUUUCCAAUCUCCGGACAGUGAGUUCCCCGAGCCCACUUGAAAUAUUUCGCCUUUUCAGUUGGUCCGACGCUCAACGGUCUCUUUACGAAGCUCUUCUCUACGUGCACGAGGAACUCCUCAGCUACGCGCACAACGCGGAACGGGUCAAACUGAGUGCUCUUUUCCGCCGCAUGAACGAAUUGAUAGCUGCGAGCAUGUCGGAACUCGGAUUGAUCAAAUCGAAGGAUGGCAAGGAGAUGCUACAAGCUGCCGAGCAGCUGUGUCCGCAUCACGUCAGCCACUACCUCGGGAUGGAUGUGCACGACUGUCCGUCCGUCUCCAGGGAUAUCGAACUUCCCGCCAACGUUGUGUUCACAAUCGAGCCGGGAGUUUACGUUCCCAAAGAUUGGUCAGUCGAAGAGUUCCGUGGCAUCGGAUAUCGAAUUGAAGACGACGUGGCAACCAGUGCGUCCGGAGGAAUUGAACUGCUGACAGCGGCCGUGCCCCGGGAUCCCGUGGAAGUUCAGAGACUCAUGGGAACUGCCGAGUGAAUGCAAUUUCUGAUCAGCUGCCGCCACUAGUGCUUCUAGGUUUUCCUACGUGUUCCCGUUCCUGUUUUUACUUGCUAAUUUAGUAUUUAGAGAUUCCGUUAUUUCUAUUUUACCACUUUGUUUUCUGAAAUAAAAAAAAAUGUCCUCAGAAAAGAAGAAAGAUGACCUGCAACCAGAGGAGACACAAUCUUCGGAAAAAGAGACGACAGUAAGUGAGGAAACGAAGCAAACGGAUCGGAACAUCGCACUGGAGAACUUGGCGAACACUCCGAUCCAGUUGGUCGUGCAGCCGACGCCUCUGACUUGCGCCCCCACGCCCGACACUCCGAUCGAGCAAGAGAAGAAGAGGGAGGCGAAGCAGAAGGCGAUGCUGGUGGAAGUGGCGAGCGACGAAGUGGGAAGAGUCGAGAAUAACAUCGACAAUCUGCCCUUCUACCACGGCUUCAUGGGCAGGACGGAGAGCGAAGCGAUGCUGAGACACCACGGAGACUUUUUAAUUCGGAUGACCGAGAUCGGGAAGAGAGUCGCGUACGUGAUCAGCAUCAAGUGGCACAAACAGAACGUGCACAUUCUGGUGAAAAGAACAAAAACGGUGAGGGAACGGAAGGAAUGGGCGGAAGGGAGAGAGAGUUGCAGAAGAAGUUGUACUGGACGAACAAGUACGCGUUCACCUCGGUCUGCGAAUUGAUUGCGUACCACAAAAGGAACCACAAACCGAUUUACGAGGAUAUGGUGUUGAUUUGUGGACUGGCGAGACACGAGUGGCAAUUGAAUAACGAGCAGGUGACACUCAACAAGAAACUGGGCGAGGGACAGUUCGGAGAAGUUCACAAAGGAUCACUCAGAGUAAGUAGGGAUAGGAAGAGGAGAUUCAAGAAAGGGUUUCAGACUUCCCUGUUCACUUCCCCGAUCAUUGUGGCCGUGAAGACGUUGCACCAGAAUCACCUGUCCGCCAACGAGAAGAUUCUUUUCCUGAGAGAAGCCAAUGUGAUGCUCACUUUAGCUCACGUAACGAACAAUCGGUCAAUUGUGUCAUCCAAACAGAGUUUCAGCCCAAUGUGAUCAAGUUUUACGGAGUUUGCACAAUGAAAGAGCCGAUAAUGAUUGUGAUGGAGUUCUGCGACGGGAAGAGUCUCGAGGAUGCGCUGCAGUCGGCGGAGAAGGUGUCCGCCGAAGACAAGGUACUGUACCUGUUCCACGCGGCAUGCGGCAUCGACUAUCUGCACGGAAAACAGGUCAUUCACAGAGACAUCGCCGCGAGAAACUGUCUGCUGAACUCGAAGAAAACGGUUGGAAAGAAUUCGAUGAGAAUCCACAUAGUUUUCGCUUUCAGCUGAAGAUUUCCGAUUUCGGAUUAUCAGUGAAAGGAGUGGCAAUUAAGGAAAGGAAAGGAGGAUGUCUUCCGGUAAAGUACAUGGCUCCGGAAACCCUGAAGAAGGGACUGUACAGUACUUCUUCUGAUGUGUACAGGUUAGGUCGGAUCAGACACUUAAGAGAGAACUGUUAUUAUUUAGUUACGGGGCACUCAUCUACGAAGUGUACACGGACGGCAAGACUCCAUUCGAAACGUGCGGACUGAAGGGAAACGUUCUCCGAAAGGCAAUCAUCGGGAUGACGGUCACUUUGAGCCUCGACGUGGAAGUUCCCCCGUUCAUCGCGACGGUCUUCCAGCAGAGCCGGCAGUACGAGACGGAGGAUCGGAUGACGGCUCGGCAGAUCAUAGACACCUUCAAAGCGGUAAUGGAUCCUCGUUGAUCCUUCCGAUCCGACGCUGAUCUUUGCAGGAAUCGGGACUCCGGGAAGCCGAGAUUGGAGGUCUCUUCCACCGAAUCGCCAGCGUGUUCCUCCGUCGGCAGCAAGUUCUCGCCUGA